AAAGCUGCGGAGGAGAAGUUGGGGAGGGGAGAGGAAGGGGAGACCGCGGACUGGAGGAGAAGGAGGAACCGGCUUUCUAGGCAGCAGCCCGCAGGAAAAAAAGAGAAGAAAAAUUCAACGGGGUUGAUCCAGCCACGGCAGCUUCCAGACGCUCGCGGGACCGGGCGCCGGCGCUCUGCGGGGAAAGGAGAGUUAUUUUGGCGCCUUUUAGCCAGGCUGGCGAUUGCGCCUUCGGGCUCCUGUCACUCGCUACAGAACUCGGCUGCCGAAGGAGGCAACGGGGACACGGCGGGGCUGAAGCGGAUGCUCCCGCAGCCGCAACCGCGCUGAAACCACCAGCGCGCCGAAAGAUGCGGCGACCGCCUCGGGUGGGCUGGUGUGCCCGACCUUCCCGGCUCUCGCUCGGGCUCAGCCAAUCCGCCCCGACCAAGCCCGACUUUGCGUCUCUUUGAGUCUGCAGCGCGCCCGUCGCCCCCGGGAUGGGGGCGCCGAAGUCCCACCGCAUCCCUGGCGGAGUUGGGCAGCUGAUCUCCUGGCCGGGGCUGGUUAAUCCCCCGGCUACAGAAACUGGAUUAACCCCUUCGCUCCUACUGUUGGCCGUCCAGGAGGCUGCUACUCGGGGGGCGAAGAACGGACUCCACGGGGUCAAGAGCGAAGCCCCGGCCCUCCACAUCGGGAACGGAACCCGCGGCUUCCAAAGAAGCCUGCCCCGAGGUCUCGGCUGGACCGAACUGGUGGUGAAACUGGGGAACCCGGAGAUCGCCAGGCAGUUGCUCCUGCGAGGCGCCGACCCGGAUCUGAAAGACCGCACCGGCUUCGCUGUCCUGCACGACGCGGCCCGUGCCGGCUUCCUCGACACGCUGCAGACUUUGCUGGAGUUCGGAGCGGACGUGAACGUGGAGGACAACGAGGGCAACCUGCCGCUGCAUUUGGCCGCCCAAGAGGGCCACCUGGCUGUCGUGGCCUUCCUCCUGGAGCGCACGGCCAGCCGGGUGGAGCAUCGCAACAAGAAGGGAGCCACCGCCUACGACCUGGCCAAGCUUUACAAGAGGCAGGCCGUCGCCAAACUGCUGGAGAACAGCAGGCGGAGGGAGGGCGCCCUCAGCGGGGACUGAAGCCCACCCCUUGCCCUGGACUCCAAAGUGCCUGCUUCUACACCUGUCGCCUUUCCUUUCCUCUCUCUCUCUCUUCAUCUUAAUCAAAGUAUGGGGUCGGUCUUUUUUUUUUUUUUUUAAUGCAGACAUGGAGAUGUCUGAAGGUGUGUUUUUGUGCUUUCUGGUAACUUGUAAAAGAUCUAUAAAAGCUUACUGUGAUUUCCCAUCCCUGAACAUUAUCUAGCCUAACAGAGGUUAACAUAAUAUGAAACAGUGCAUGAAGGAGUGUAUAUGUGAAAGACCUUUUGUGCCAGAAGGGGAAGUGGUAGGAAAAGAGAGACUUUUGGACAAUUGAAUCACAAAUGUUUGAUGAGAUGGAUAAGCUAACAAAAGGUCUAUGGGAAAGUGCUUUCAUUAAAAGUGCUUUCAUUGUUAUUUUUCUUCUAUUUUUAUUGUCAUGCCUUAUCGCCUAAACAUCUCUUUUUCUGAAGGAAGUUCUGCUGAAAUCUAGCUUUCUUCUAGUUAAACAUGUUUAGGACCAAAGGUUCGGUUAAUUCACCACAUGUAUCUGACCAGAGACAAAGUCUCAAUUUGGGGUAGUUUGAAUAGUGAAGCUUCAAUAUAAUGUAUAAUAAUAAAAAGAGUAAAAAGGGAAUUUAUCAAGUCCAAAGUCACACAGUGUGGGAAUAUGAUAUCUUGGCUAUUUGCACAAACACAAGUUUAAAAUUUAAAAAAAGUAAUUUAUAAGAUUAGAUCACAUUUAAUGACUUGAUCAAAUUUUGGGAAUGUUCUAGAUUUUUCUCAGAUUAAACUGCCAGAGUAGUACUAUUUACUCACAUUUGUUCCAGUAGAAUAAAUCCAGAAUAAGCAUAUAUUUUUGUGGUUAAGACUUGGGAUUUUAGAUGAAAGCCUCUUUUACAGAGUCAUUUCUAUAUAACUGUAGUGUAAGCACUCAGAAGCAAAAAUGUGAAGUUGGAUUGUUUUAGUUGCAGUUUUCUAUGUAUGUGGGAUUGAACUGCACUGAACUCAGUGAGUGGAGCUUAGUUCUGAGCAGAUGUGGCUAAGAUUGCAUUGUUACUUGGAGUUUUAGGAUUGCUGAGUAGAAAAGCUAUUAAACAUGUAUUUUGCAUGGGAAUAAAUUACAAAACCUAUAACUUUUAUCAAUUAUUUAGAAUAAUUUCACUCUCAUCCUGAUAGUUUUCUGAUUAAAAACUUCAGCUUGUUGCAGUGGAGAGAAUUCAUUGCUAUUCGCCUCCACGAAGAAUUUUCUGUGUCAUAAUGAUUCAACUUGCUGUGAAGAUAAAAAACUGAGAAACUGUGAUGUUUUAUGUGACCCAGG
Molecule: messenger RNA, 2433 nt
Organism: Notechis scutatus (mainland tiger snake)
Lineage: Eukaryota; Metazoa; Chordata; Lepidosauria; Squamata; Elapidae
Gene: CDKN2C
Product: cyclin dependent kinase inhibitor 2C
Biological process (GO): regulation of G1/S transition of mitotic cell cycle; negative regulation of cell population proliferation; regulation of cyclin-dependent protein serine/threonine kinase activity
Cellular component (GO): nucleus; cytoplasm
Molecular function (GO): protein kinase binding; cyclin-dependent protein serine/threonine kinase inhibitor activity
Source: RefSeq, a predicted model, not a curated record